Messenger RNA from Pararge aegeria (speckled wood butterfly), 1899 nucleotides. It is a transcript of the gene Gbeta5, whose product is annotated as guanine nucleotide-binding protein subunit beta-5. Gene Ontology annotation, biological process: G protein-coupled receptor signaling pathway; G protein-coupled dopamine receptor signaling pathway. The record is from RefSeq and is a predicted model, not a curated record. Gene Ontology annotation, molecular function: protein binding; signaling receptor complex adaptor activity. Lineage: Eukaryota; Metazoa; Arthropoda; Insecta; Lepidoptera; Nymphalidae. The transcript is spliced from 3 exons. Gene Ontology annotation, cellular component: cytoplasm; heterotrimeric G-protein complex. The coding region runs from base 165 to 1226 and encodes 353 amino acids.
CGAUUUUGUUACUUUAUGGUCUGUAUAGUGGGUCUGUGAUUCGGUAUUCGGAUAUCAAAUUUUUGUGCAAACAUUGUUUCUGAAGAUGUUAUUGAAUAGUUGUAGCGUAAGAGUUUGCAUGAGUGUCGGUGGUCUCCUAUAAUGUGGUAAAGGAAAAACGAAGCAUGGCGGCUGACACGGCGGUGGCCGCGAGCCCCGAGGAGACCCUGGAGGCGCUGCUGCGCGAGGCGGAGGCGCUCAAGCAGCGCCUGGAAGAGGAGCGCCAGAAGCUGAACGACGUCACGCUGAGCAGUGUGGCGGAGCGGCUGGAGCCCCUCAAUAUCCCCAACCUGAAAAUGCGCCGAGUGCUUAAAGGUCACCAGUCAAAGGUCCUCUGUUGUGACUGGUCUCCUGAUAAACGCCAUCUUGUGUCUUCUUCUCAGGACGGGAAGCUGAUCAUCUGGGACGCGUUCUCGAACACCAAGGAGCUCACCAUCGCCAUGGCCAGCACGUGGGUGAUGGCCUGCGCCUACGCGCCGUCGGGCAACGCGCUGGCGGCCGGCGGCCUGGACAACAAGGUGACCGUGUUCCCGCUGGGCGACGACGAGCCGGCGGCGCGCAAGCGCACCGUGGCCACGCACACGUCGUACGUGUCGGCGUGCCUGUUCCCCAACUCCGACCGCCAGCUGGUCACGGCCAGCGGCGACGGCUCGUGCGCGCUGUGGGACGUGGAGUCGGGCCAGCUGCUGCAGAGCUUCCAGGCGCACGCGGCCGACGUGCUGGCGCUGGACCUGGCGCCCACCGACCUGGGCGACACCUUCGUGUCGGGCGGCUGCGACCGCGCCGUGCUGCUGUGGGACAUGCGCUCGGGGCAGCCCGUGCAGGCCUUCGACGCGCACCUCAGCGACGUGACGGCCGUGCGCUUCCACCCGGCCGGCGACGCGCUGGCCUCGGGCUGCGACGACGCGGCCUGCCGCCUGUUCGACCUGCGCGCCGACCGCGAGGUGGCGCGCUUCGGCCGCGCCAGCCUGCUGUUCGGCGUGGGCUCGGUGGAGUGGUCGCUGAGCGGCCGCCUGCUGUUCGCGGGCUACGCCGACCACUCGGCCUGCGCCUGGGACGCGCUGCGGGCCACGCGCGCCUGCGCGCUCACGCCGCACGAGCACCGCGUGGCGCGCGUGCAGCUGUCGCCCGACGGCACGGCCGUGGCCACGGCGUCGUGGGACACCACGCUGCGCGUGUGGGCCUAGUAGUGUAUAUUCCCGCAAUACCUUCCGAGUACGGAAUAGAAGAUGUAUUCCAUUUAAACUAUGUUUAAAAUAAGUGCGUACGUCUAAAGAUAUAAACGUGUGCUGCAUUGUCAAAUUUAGAUGAUCAUUUUGGCAAAGAUUCCCUAAUUUUAGGUAGAAUAUUAUACACAUAAUGUCGUACUUCAUUGUUGGGUUACAUUCUAACAACAUAACUAACUACACCUCAAAGCCAUCCCAGACGUUAGUCUAUUUGAGAUUAGUAUGUCCAGCAUUAGACGUCAAUCGGUGAAGUGAUAGGAUGCCGAUGAAGUUAUAUGAUUGCCAGUCUGUAGCAUGGAAAAACUCAUAGAUGGAAAUAAUUUGUUCAAAAAAGAAACAAAAUAGUAUGUUUCGUAUCUAUUUAUUCGAUGUCUCUCGUAAAUAUUCAUUAGCGAUUGACAAACUACCGUGCCCCUAUUGUGAGCUACCAAAAUUAUCAUACUAAAUUUGGUAAAGCAAAGCGACGCCAAAUUUCAUUACAAAUGCUAAUCGACAGAUGUGCUACCAUUGAGUCUCCAGCCACUUGCUGUAUGAUGAACUAUCUGUUAAAAGCAAAUAAUGAAAUGUUGCUGGUAGUCAAAUUUGAAUGUGUUAUCCCCAAUUAUGCUAUUACCAAUAAACUAAUUUAACAACU